Messenger RNA from Anopheles cruzii, 9940 nucleotides. It is a transcript of the gene Sdb, whose product is annotated as microtubule-associated protein futsch. Gene Ontology annotation, cellular component: sperm flagellum; centriole; ciliary basal body. The transcript is spliced from 5 exons. The record is from RefSeq and is a predicted model, not a curated record. Gene Ontology annotation, biological process: microtubule anchoring. Gene Ontology annotation, molecular function: microtubule binding. Bases 1 to 9603 code for a protein of 3200 amino acids. Lineage: Eukaryota; Metazoa; Arthropoda; Insecta; Diptera; Culicidae.
AUGGGGUUGAACAAGCGCGAUAAGCAGGAUAAGCUAAAGACCCAGAGUUUGCUCGAUUCGGAGCGAUCGCACCACACGACAACGUCGACGGUGAUGGUGGACCACGGUACGAUCGCGGUGCCGCUCGAGUCGAUGGCCACCGUUAGUGGGCACAGCAGUUCCUCGGUGGCGGCCCACUCGUCCAGCAGCCGCAGCAGCAAGUCGGAACAGUUCAGCAACACCCGUUCGUCUGGGGCCAGUAGUGAGAUGCACAGCACCGGGAAAACCGUCCGUGUGACCGGGGACGAAUCGAGCUCGAAGGUAGCCGAGCAGAAGUUCAGCUCCGUGAGCAGUGUGCGCAGUGCGGCCAGCAAAUCUAAACAGAUCGAUAACAUCAUCGAAGAGAUUCAUCACAUCGCUAGCGACACGAUCGGCACGACAGAGCUGAUUGGUGGUUCUGUGGUGUCGUCGUCGUCGUCGUCGCACGGUGCCAAGAACGUGACACAGGAAACGGUGCUAGUGACGGGCACCGGGUCCAAGAAGUACUCGAUCGUGGGUGAUCACGGGGCCACUAGUAGUGGUGUGUCGAGUGUGUCCGGUGAUACCGCUAGUCAGCAAGUGAUAUCAGCCAUCGGGCCGGCUAAGAUCGAGAUUACGAAAGUGGCUUUCGAUCAUGGCGCUGCCCUCAACACAGUCAGUAGCAGCAGUAGCACUAAGCAGCAGCAGAAGAGCAGCAGCAGCACCGUGAGUAGCAGCAGCAGCAGUGCCAUAACGCAGAAGGAACAGAGUCAGCGCUCCUCGCAAAGUGCAGUGCACAGUGAAAAGCUCUCGUCUGAAUCGCAGUCGAGCAAAAGUGAGCGCACGAGCAGCAGUACAACGACGGCGCACUCGGCAUCCAGCAAGACAUCGAAAUCGGAAGGCCUCAGUCAAAGCGAGCUGACAUCGUCCGAAACAUUCCAAACGCUGGCCGGUGCCAGUGCAUCUCAUGCCCAUUCAGCGAUCAAUGUUGAUCGACAGAAUGGUGCCUUGUUCGGUGCAGCGCCCUCUACGAUCGUCCCGAUGCGAGAUCAUUCCACGUACGAUCAGCAAUCAUUCCAGAGCGUCGGGGCCGAUGGACGCACCCGCCAGCAAGUCGAUAGCCAGAGUUACUCCAUGGCUCAAAGUCAGGCCCCGACGACCAAGACCGUGUACGAUGCGGCUGGCAAUAAAACAACUAGCACGUCCUCGUCGUACCAAGCCGCCCAAGGACACAGCACCUCGUCCUUCCACACUUCCGGUGGAUCGGUGGAUCACUCGACCACCGAUCUGUCCGCGACCGCGAACGUUUCCACGUCCAGCUCAAAGGGCGCGACGUCCACGUCGAAAAGUACGCUCAUCGACUCAACAUCGCUGGAAAACUACACGAAAGCGCAGGACAGCAACGCCCAGCACUCCAGUAUGCUGGCGAAGACCGAGUCCGCACACACGGUCGCAAGUCUGUCGUCGGUGCACGAUGCACUCGCCAGUACCAUCCAAAGCACCCAGCUGGUGACGGAAUCGAACAAAGCGGACAGCAGCAGCCACACCGAGCAGCACUCCGAGUCGACUAAGACCCGCGAAUCCGCCUCACACUACGCCCAGAUGGACGAGCAGAGCAGCUCCCGGCGCAAGACGUCCGAGUUCCGCGAGCAGCGCGAAUCGAAUGCCGCCAUCUUGAAGCGCAAGAUCUACGAUGAAGGUGGGCGCCGCUUGAACUUGAUCGACGAAACAAUCGUCCCCAAGGACGGCGUGACAGCCGGGCUGCAGGACGACGUGACCAACGUGACGAAGACGUCCUUCGAAGCGAAACUGUACAAUCCCAAGCUGAAGCGCUGGGAGCUGGUCGAUCAGAAGACCAUCCUCGAGAAGGACGUUACCACCGAAAUUCCGGCCGAGAUUGUAAAGGAGCUGGAAGUGGAGCGGCCCGAGUUGGCCAACAUCACCACCACCAUUCAGCUCACGAAGGUGUAUGAUGCAAAGACCAAGCAAUGGAAAACGGUGGACCACAAGAAACACAUCGACGUGCUGGAAAAGAUUACGUUCCUCGAAGAAAACUCCGGUCGGUCCGAGCUCAACGAGUCGGAACAAUCGAAAAACCUUCGAUCGAUCGACGUGGUGGACCGCGUGACUAUCAAAGAAAUGAAAGAUUUAAGCGAAGACAAACGGCAACAGCUCAGCAAGUCCAAGAAGCGAAUGGACGAACGGACCACUCAGGAGCAGUGCAUCUGCGAAAUCUGCACCUGCGGCCGGCAUAAUUGCUUCAAUUGUGGCGCUGGGGCAGUGUCAACGACACAAACAAAGUCCUCAAAGUACACAACGAUGAGCAAUUCGGAAAAUUUUUACCACCAAGAAAAUUUCAAAUCUGAGCUCAACGACGAAUCCUCUACUGUUCGACGCGGAACGUGGACCAAAGACGACGCCGAGCAGCAUUCGAAUCGCAGGGAGUCCUAUACAGUCGAGCACAGCAGCACCGAACAGGAUGUCACGAAACGUCGACUAACCUGGACACUGGAUGACUUCGAAAAUGUUGAUAUCAACAAAAUCAAAACCGAGCGUGCAAAGCCGAUUCGCCACGAGGAUAAUCUAAAACCAGAAGGACAAUUCUAUGCACCCGAACGCCAGGGCUAUACACCGGGAGAACGGGUGAAGCCAAUAAAACAUGACGACAAUCUCCGACCGGAAGGAAAUUUUACAGCGCCCGAAAAGACAGAAUAUCGUUCGGGUGAACGGCCCAAGCCAAUAAGACCUCAGGACAAUCUAAAGCCUGAGGGCCAGUUUCAAACACCGGAAAAGACAAUAUACCAACCAGGAGAGCGCCCUAAGCCAGUUCGACACGACGACAAUCUCCGACCGGAAGGAGACUUUGAGCGUCCCGAGAAAUCUCCGUUCAAACCUGCAGAACGGCCGAAACAGGUUCGUCCCGAGGACAAUCUUCGUCCUGAAGGUGACUUCUCAACACCAGAUAAGCCUCAAUACAGACCUGGAGAGCGACCGAAGCAGAUAAAACCAGAGGACAACCUAAGGCCUGAAGGAGAUUUCCAAGCACCGGAUCGUCCACAAUACCUUCCAGGAGAGCGUCCGAAACCAGUUCGUCACGACGAUAAUUUGCGCCCUGAGGGAGACUUUGAGCGUCCUGAAAAAUCUCCGUUCAAACCUGCAGAACGCCCAAAACAGGUUCGUCCUGAGGAUAAUCUACGUCCGGAAGGAGACUUCGAGCGUCCUGAGAAAUCUCCGUUUAGACCAGCAGAACGCCCGAAACAGGUUCGUCCUGAGGAUAAUCUACGCCCGGAAGGAGACUUCACAACGCCAGAUAAGCCUCAAUACAGAACUGCUGAGCGACCGAAGCAGAUAAGACCAGAGGACAACUUGAGGCCUGAAGGAGAUUUCCAAGCACCGGAUCGUCCACAAUACCGUCCUGGAGAGCGUCCGAAACCAGUUCAUCACGACGAUAAUUUGCGCCCUGAAGGAGACUUCGAGCGUCCUGAGAAAUCUCCGUUCAGACCUGCAGAACGCCGGAAACAGGUUCGUCCUGAAGACAAUCUUCGUCCUGAAGGUGACUUCUCAACACCAGAGAAGCCUCAAUAUAGACCUGGAGAGCGACCGAAGCAAAUAAGACCAGAAGACAAUCUAAGACCGGAAGGAGAUUUUGAAAGACCACAACCUACAGUUGUCGGAAAGGCCGAUAGAGCUCAAAUCAUUCGUCAUGAAGAUAACCUGUACAUGGAAGGAAACUUUGAACGCACAGAGAACACUGUUUACAUAGCUGGGGAACGUUCGAAACCCAUCCGUCAUGACGACAAUUUGCGACCAGAGGGAAACUUCGAGCGUCCUGAAAAAUCUCCGUUCAGACCUGCGGAGCGUCCGAAACAGGUUCGUCCCGAGGAUAAUCUUCGUCCUGAAGGUGACUUCACAACACCAGAUAAGCCACAAUACAGACCUGCUGAGCGGCCGAAGCAGAUAAAACCAGAGGACAAUCUUAGACCGGAAGGAGAUUUCCAAGCACCGGAUCGUCCACAAUACCUUCCAGGAGAGCGUCCGAAGCCAGUUCAUCACGACGAUAAUUUACGCCCUGAAGGAGACUUCGAGCGCCCUGAGAAAUCUCCGUUCAGACCCGCAGAACGCCGGAAACAGGUUCGUCCUGAAGACAAUCUUCGUCCUGAAGGUGACUUCUCAACACCAGAUAAGCCUCAAUACAGACCUGGAGAGCGACCGAAGCAGAUAAGACCAGCAGACAAUCUGAGACCGGAAGGAGAUUUUGAAAGACCACAACCUACAGUUGUCGGAAAGGCCGAUAGAGCUCAAAUCAUUCGUCAUGAAGAUAACCUGUACAUGGAAGGAAACUUUGAACGCACAGAGAAAACUGUUUACAUAGCUGGGGAACGUUCGAAACCCAUCCGUCAUGACGACAAUUUGCGACCAGAAGGAAACUUCGAGCGUCCUGAAAAAUCUCCGUUCAGACCUGCGGAGCGUCCGAAACAGGUUCGUCCCGAGGAUAAUCUUCGUCCUGAAGGUGACUUCACAACACCAGAUAAGCCACAAUACAGACCUGCUGAGCGGCCGAAGCAGAUAAAACCAGAGGACAACUUAAGACCUGAAGGAGAUUUCCAAGCUCCGGAUCGUCCACAAUACCUUCCAGGAGAGCGUCCGAAGCCAGUUCGUCACGACGAUAAUUUGCGUCCUGAAGGAGACUUUGAGCGACCUGAGAAAUCUCCUUUCAGACCUACAGAACGCCCGAAACAGAUUCGUCCUGAGGAUAAUCUACGUCCAGAAGGAGACUUCGAGCGUCCUGAGAAAUCUCCGUUUAGACCUGCAGAACGACCGAAACAGGUUCGUCCUGAGGAUAAUCUACACCCGGAAGGAGACUUCACAACGCCAGAAAAGCCUCAAUACAUAACUGCUGAGCGACCGAAGCAGAUAAGACCAGAAGACAAUCUGAGACCAGAAGGAGAUUUUGAAAGACCACAACCUACAGUUGUCGGAAAGGCCGAUAGAGCUCAAAUCAUUCGUCAUGAAGAUAACCUGUACAUGGAAGGAAACUUUGAACGUACAGAGAAAACUGUUUACAUAGCUGGGGAACGUUCGAAACCCAUCCGUCAUGAUGACAAUUUGCGACCAGAGGGAAACUUCGAGCGUCCUGAAAAAUCUCCUUUCAGACCUGCGGAGCGUCCGAAACAGGUUCGUCCCGAGGAUAAUCUUCGUCCUGAAGGUGACUUCACGACGCCAGAUAAGCCACAAUACAGACCUGCUGAGCGACCGAAGCAGAUAAAACCAGAGGACAACCUUAGACCGGAAGGAGAUUUCCAAGCACCGGAUCGUCCACAAUACCUUCCAGGAGAGCGUCCGAAGCCAGUUCGUCACGACGAUAAUUUGCGCCCUGAGGGAGACUUUGAACGUCCUGAGAAAUCUCCUUUCAGACCAGCAGAACGUCCGAAACAGGUUCGUCCUGAGGAUAAUCUACGUUCGGAAGGAGACUUCGAGCGUCCCGAGAAAUCUCCGUUCAGACCUGCAGAACGCCGGAAACAGGUUCGUCCUGAAGACAAUCUUCGUCCUGAAGGUGAUUUCUCAACACCAGAUAAGCCUCAAUACAGACCUGGAGAGCGACCGAAGCAGAUAAGACCAGAAGACAACCUGAGACCAGAAGGAGAUUUUGAAAGACCACAACCUACAGUUGUCGGAAAGCCCGAUAGAGCUCAAAUCAUUCGUCAUGAAGAUAACCUGUACAUGGAAGGAAACUUUGAACGCACAGAGAAAACUGUUUACAUAGCUGGGGAACGUUCGAAACCCAUCCGUCAUGACGACAAUUUGCGACCAGAGGGAAACUUUGAGCGUCCUGAAAAAGCUCCGUUCAGACCUGCGGAGCGUCCGAAACAGGUUCGUCCCGAGGAUAAUCUUCGUCCUGAAGGUGACUUCACGACGCCAGAUAAGCCACAAUACAUACCUGCUGAGCGACCGAAGCAGAUAAAACCAGAGGACAAUCUUAGACCGGAAGGAGAUUUCCAAGCACCGGAUCGUCCACAAUACCUUCCAGGAGAGCGUCCGAAGCCAGUUCGUCACGACGAUAAUUUGCGCCCUGAGGGAGACUUUGAGCGUCCUGAGAAAUCUCUUUUCAGACCAGCAGAACGUCCGAAACAGGUUCGUCCUGAGGAUAAUAUACGUUCGGAAGGAGACUUCGAACGUCCCGAGAAAUCUCCGUUUAGACCUGCAGAACGCCGGAAACAGGUUCGUCCUGAGGACAAUCUUCGUCCUCAAGGUGACUUCACAACGCCAGAUAAGCCUCAAUACAUAACUGCUGAGCGGCCGAAGCAGAUAAGACCAGAAGACAAUCUGAGACCGGAAGGAGAUUUCCAAGCUCCGGAUCGCCCACAAUACCUUCCAGGAGAGCGUCCGAAGCCAGUUCGUCACGACGAUAAUUUGCGCCCUGAGGGAGACUUUGAGCGUCCUGAGAAAUCUCCGUUCAGACCGGCAGAACGUCCGAAACAGAUUCGUCCUGAGGAUAAUCUACGUUCGGAAGGAGACUUUGAGCGUCCGGAGAAAUCUCCGUUUAGACCAGCGGAGCGACCUAAGCAGAAACGCCCCGAGGACAAUUUAAAAACUGAAGGAGAGUUUGUCACUCCUGAGAAGCCACAGUUCAGACCUGCUGAACGACCGCAACAAAUUAAACCGCAAGACAACCUUAAGCCAGAGGGCAAUUUUGAUCGUCCGAAGCCUGUUACGGUGGGAAAGGCCGAUCGAGCGCAAAUCGUCAAGCAUGAAGAUAAUUUGCGCGUCGAAGGCACCUUCGAUCGGGUGGAAAAAACGGUUUAUGUGGCCGGUGAGCGGCCAAAGCCGAUUAAACCGGACGACAACUUGCGUCCGGAAGGACAGUUCGUCACUCCAGAAAAGCAGGCCUACCGCCCCGCAGAUCGACCGAAGCAGAUUAAGCCGCAGGACAAUCUUCGUCCGGAAGGAGACUUCGAACGGCCACAAAAAUCAACGGUUGGACCAGGCGAACGUCCGAAACCAAUUAAACACGAUGACAACCUGCGCCCGGAGGGAACUUUCGACAGGCCGGAGAAAGCUCAGUUCAAACCUGCCGAGCGGCCGAAACAAAUACGGCCCGAAGAUAACCUUCGCACCGAGGGAAGCUUUGAGAAACCCGAAAAACAACAGUUCCGUCCCGCGGAAAGACCGAAACAGGUGAAACCACAGGAUAAUCUGCAGAUCGAAGGUGACUACAACUCGUUCAAGGAUUACAACGAGCAGAAGCAACGGAAGGAAGCCAUACUGAAGGAGGUGCAAGAACCGACCAUCGCUGACGGCGCAGUACUCGUGACGACGCAAACUGUCACCACGAUUCUUAAGGGAGAUAAAAAGACACCGACUGGCAGACAAACAACCACAACCGAGUCACAGGAUCUUUCCGCUCGCUCGGAAGAGACUUUCGCUCAUAGCCACACGGAAAGCCAUCAGCAUCAGCUUAGUAGCGAGCAUGUCGCUAGCUCCAAUGCUGUAAAGCACACUCAAGCACAACGCAUUGAAACCAGUAGCAACGACCGAGAUCGUAGUACACAUCGAUCCACAACGAACCAAACGCAAUCGAUUCAUGACGUUUCUGGGCGAAAUAUUGCCGAAUCGAUGACCACCAAUCGGGUAAAUGGAGCAACGAUGGUGAGCGGGGUCUCCGAAGAGCACGCCAGUCACAGCACGCAGUCCACGUCGUCCAGCUCCAAAGUCCACAAAUCGUCCUCCUCGAUGCAGCAGCAGUCUGCCGUCAGCAGUACACAGGAAGCACACCACCGCAUUCAGCACGGAACUCACGGUGACCAAUCCAGCGUACUGUUGGAGACCCAAAAUGGUGGACCUACGCUCGGCUCGAAUGUACAUUCGCGCGAAAAAGUGACCGGUUCACAGAUGUCUUCCACCAGCAGUCGACUGGUUGUCGACGGAAAGGUCAUCACGGACAAAUCGGCAACGAGCCAGCACGCUUCCAAGAAGCUAGCAGUUGAUGGCGUACUCGUGACGGAUAAAAGUUUCACCGAAAGACACCAGAGUGGUUUCGAUGGAAUGGACAGUGUGCAGCACCUGCAGCAGGGUGCAACCACGUCUAUCCAGCACGGGGAUCAUCAAGUACACGAUGCAACCGCCAGUUCCAUCGGAGCACAUUCGAUGAAGAAAACACAGAGUCAGACAGUUCGUUCUAGCAACAAUAUUACUCACAGCGACUCGACCAAUGGCACGGUGCAUCGAAACGGAACUGUCGGCUCCCCCAAACAGCCGUCGUCUGGGCAGGCUACGGAAACGCAGGUCAAGAAACUGAUUGGCGGAAAAUGGGUGACGAAGACGAUCAAGACUGAGAGCAAGUCGAGCCAUCAGCAGCAAGGAGCGGAACACGCUCUACCCUCAUCUCAACGCCAGCCGGACCAGAUUGUGCUAUCGGAGCAGCAAAUGCAGAAGCAACAUCACAGCUCCACUGGCACCUCGGAAAUGCACACGCACAGCUCAUCCACCAGCUCUUCGGUGAUGAAAUCUCAAUCGAGCAGUAAGAUGACCAGCGAAAAGACUACCCAACGAGGAACAGUCGAGAGCGUGACGGCAGCUGGUUCACCGUCGGGGCGUGCUGGCGGGGCCCGUGGCAGUUCCAGCAUCGUGCUAGGGCAGUCUACCGUUGACAGUGGUGUCUCAUCGCGCCGAGCAACAGCCCAGCAACAAUCAACCACCACCAAGCUGAUCGGUGGUAAACUUGUUCAAGUUUCCGCUUCAAACGACAGCAACAACAACGCUGCGGCUGGCAAAUCGUCAACCCUCGCACAUUCCGCGACCGAUCACACCUCGAGCAAAACAUCGACAUCGUCCUCGCACGUGGCGCAAUCUAGCAAGACCGAAUCGAGCAGUCACACGACCAGCAAGGCGGUUUCCUCCAGUACCGCGGCUGGUCAGCACCAUCGGAAGAGCACGUUCGCGUCCAGCGAGAACGUGAACAAUGCAAUCCUCUGCCGAGCGGCACAGGGACCGCAGGCUGCCACCGGCACCGCACUGCACGUUACCAACGGCAGCACGAGCAGCAUGAGUGCUUCCGGUUUCAACCAGCGCAAGAGUAUCUCCAAUCUCAACGACAGCGCCAUGUACACGACGACCAACCGUACGAGUUACAGCUCACUGCAUCGUCGCGAGAAGGAGUCGGCCGAGACGCGGAUGCAGAACUAUGUGAAGACCCUGGAAACCGGCACCAUUGCGAGCCGGAACGUCCGUGGACAGGCCUGUCCACCGCCUUCGCUGGGCGGACUCGGGCUUAGUAGCGGCAGUGGCAUGAGUGGCACCCACAACAACAUCAGCAGCAGCAGCAACCGGAGCACCAAUACCACGUCGGUGUCAACCAACAGCUCGUCGAUGGUUAAUGAGAAGGCACUUCGUGACUACCACACGGCCAUGAAUGUUUCGCGCAGCUCGACGAAGGCCAACGCAUCCAGCAUCUCGUUCGGGGACGAUAAGUUCCACGGCAGCAGCUCGUACAAGGUGCAAUACAUUCAGCAGCACGAAGGACGCUGCCCAGUGGCGGAGCACGACAGCUUGAAGCAGCACAGCAGGAUCACCAAGCAGCACACGUACUACGUGCGGGACAAGAAGUAAACGGAAGCCCCUUUCCCGUUUAUAUCCAUUUACACACUUUAUCUGUUUUGUUUGUCUCUUUAUUCGGCUUGGGCGCUGUUAGCGCCCCGUUAUCGCAAAGUGUAAUCAUCUUACAUACGCAUAUAGAAGUUAUGUUACAUUUUUUUCUCGCAACGACCCAUAUCUACCACAACGAAUGCGAAAUGCUCGUGACAAAAGACUAAUUGUUGGCAAUAUCUUUUUCGGCAAACUCGGACCACCUUAGUGGCCCACUAACAGUUAAGCAAUAUUAUCGUUCGCAAUAUAAAUUAUAUCAACUACGCUAUUUUGAAUAAAAGUUUAUUUUUCGACAAACAGG